AUGUACCAGUUCAGAUGGCUAGCUCAGCCAAGGCUAUGUUUACGCAUCGUUUCCAGCCGAUGGUUCGACUAUGCCAUUGGAUGCGUAAUCCUGUUCAACUCACUUCUCGUUGGCAUUGAGGUUCAGCUCAGUCUGGUUGGCCAGGAUGUGGAUUGGAUGCAGCCUCUGGACACAGGCUUCAUAGCACUGUAUUUUAUUGAGCUGUGCAUGCGGCUGAUUGGUAUGGGCUGGCGACAGUGUUUUUGCGAUGGAUGGUUCCUUUUGGAUUUUACACUGGUUGUCCUGGGCAUUGUCACAGUGUUCGUGCUGAUGUUUGGUUCCGGUGGUGACCUGGGCCUUCUCGAGUCCGUGUUGGUGGUUCGUGCCAUGCGGCUUCUGCGUCUCAUCCGGGCGCUCCGGAUGCUGAAGUACUUCAGAACCGUGUGGAGACUGGUGUAUGGCCUGCUGACAUCGCACAAUGCUAUGUUUUCAACGCUGGCGCUCAUACUGUUGACGCUGUACGUCUUUGCAUGCUUGGGUGUUGAGCUGAUCACGAAAGAUGAGAAUCUUCUGGAAAUAGCAGAGAUUAAGCUGAUCGUGGACACCCACUUCAUUUCCGUCUUUGUUUCCAUGCUGACCUUGGUGCAGUUCGUCACCGUGGACUCAGUUGCAUAUAUCUAUGCGCCUUUGAUAAAAGAAAAGCCGAUACUUGCCCUAUAUUUCUUUGCCAUCAUCUUGAUUGUUUCGAUUGCCCUCAUGAACCUGGUGACGGCUGUCUUGGUUGAAGGUGCUCUGGAGAAUGCAGCUCAUGACAGAGAGGCAGAUAAGCUCAACCUGCAGGAGAAGCUCAAGGAAGCGGUUCCAAGGUUGAGGGAGGUCUUUGCCGCGAUGGAUGCCAACGGCGAUGGAAAUGUGACAUUAGAGGAGAUAGAAGCAGUGCCAAUGGACGUCAUACCCAAAGAGUUCUUCGAAAAGAAUUCCGUCGGCAGCAUGCAGGCGCAGCAUGCACGGUGGUGUGAAUAG
Messenger RNA from Symbiodinium pilosum, 1002 nucleotides. Lineage: Eukaryota; Dinophyceae; Suessiales; Symbiodiniaceae. The record is from the annotation of a GenBank genome assembly.